Messenger RNA from Ahaetulla prasina, 240 nucleotides. Its product is annotated as cyclin-dependent kinases regulatory subunit 2-like. Bases 1 to 240 code for a protein of 79 amino acids. Gene Ontology annotation, molecular function: ubiquitin binding; cyclin-dependent protein serine/threonine kinase activator activity; protein kinase binding. Gene Ontology annotation, biological process: regulation of mitotic cell cycle. NCBI's taxonomy places the organism in Eukaryota, Metazoa, Chordata, Lepidosauria, Squamata, Colubridae. Gene Ontology annotation, cellular component: SCF ubiquitin ligase complex; cyclin-dependent protein kinase holoenzyme complex. The record is from RefSeq and is a predicted model, not a curated record. The transcript has 2 exons.
AUGGCUCAUAAGCAGAUCUAUUAUUCAGAUAAAUACUUCAAUGAGAACUACGAAUACCAGCAUGUGAUGUUGCCAAGAGAGCUCUCAAAGCAAGUACCAAAAACACAUCUAAUGACUGAGGAAGAAUGGAGAAGGCUUUGUGUUCAGCAGAGUCUUGCCUGGGUCCAUUAUAUGAUUCAUGAACCAGAGCCACAUAUCCUUCUUUUUAGAAGACCACUUCCAAAAGGCCAACAAAAAUAA